Pygoscelis adeliae (Adelie penguin) is the source of this 2001-nucleotide messenger RNA. It is a transcript of the gene LMAN1, whose product is annotated as lectin, mannose-binding, 1. NCBI's taxonomy places the organism in Eukaryota, Metazoa, Chordata, Aves, Sphenisciformes, Spheniscidae. Gene Ontology annotation, cellular component: endoplasmic reticulum-Golgi intermediate compartment; endoplasmic reticulum membrane; Golgi membrane. Gene Ontology annotation, molecular function: D-mannose binding. The coding region runs from base 1 to 1356 and encodes 451 amino acids. The transcript is spliced from 14 exons. The record is from RefSeq and is a predicted model, not a curated record. Gene Ontology annotation, biological process: Golgi organization; endoplasmic reticulum to Golgi vesicle-mediated transport; endoplasmic reticulum organization.
AUGUCCGCACAUUCUCCCCCGGUUUCUUUGACAUGCGAUGCCAUACCAAGUGCAGAUCAGAUUCGUAUAACAACAUCUUUAAAAAGCCAAAGAGGAUCAGUGUGGACAAAAAACAAGUCAAUAUUUGAAUAUUGGGAAGUCGAAGUGACCUUUCGAGUUACAGGAAGAGGCCGCAUUGGAGCUGAUGGAUUGGCAAUCUGGUUUACAGAAGAGCAAGGCUUGGAAGGUCCUGUUUUUGGGGCAGCUGAUAAAUGGAAUGGUGUUGGAAUUUUCUUCGAUUCCUUUGACAAUGAUGGAAAGAAAAACAAUCCUGGAGUGAUUGUUGUAGGCAACAAUGGAAAACUUCUGUAUGACCAUCAGAAUGAUGGUUCCACGCAAGCAUUGGCAUCCUGUCAGAGGGACUUCCGUAACAAGCCCUAUCCUGUUCGAGUAAAGAUAACAUACUACCAAAAAACAUUGACUGUAUUAAUUAACAAUGGCUUCACUCCAGAUAAAGAAGACUAUGAAUUUUGUGCGAAAGUGGAAGAUAUGGUGUUGCCAUCACAAGGAUAUUUUGCAGUAUCUGCAGCAACAGGGGGACUUGCAGAUGAUCAUGAUGUCCUGUCUUUUCUGACCUUCCAGUUGACUGAGCCUGGAAAGGAAACACCAACACCAGAUGCAGAAAUUCCUCAAAAAGAUAAAGAGAAGUAUCAAGAAGAGUUUGAACACUUUCAGCAAGAAUUGGAUAAAAAGAAAGAAGAAUUUCAAAAGGAACAUCCUGAUGUGCAAGGACAGCCAGCGGAUGAUCUUUUUGAAACUGUAAGUGAUCGUGAACUGAGGCAAAUCUUUGAGGGGCAGAAUCGAAUUCAUCUUGAAAUCAAACAGCUUAAUAGGCAAUUGGACAUGAUUCUGGAUGAGCAGAGGAGAUAUGUCUCUGCAGUCACAGAUGAGAUUGCUAAAAGAGGCACUGGUUUUCCAGGUCAACAAGGACAGGUUUCCCAGCAAGAGAUUGAGACAGUUGUGAAAACUCAAGAAGAGGUCAUUAGACAAGUAAAUGAAAUAAGAAAUUCCAUGGCUGAUACUCUGAGGUUGAUCAGUGGAGCUCAACAUCCUGGCUCUGCUGCAGGAGUCUACGAAACAACUCAGCACUUCAAUGACAUCAAAGAACACCUUCAUGUAGUAAAGAGGGACAUUGAGCAUUUAGUACAACGAAAUAUGCCAUCUAGUGAGAAAUUGAAGUGUCCAGAGUUGCCACCGUUUCCAUCGUGCUUAUCUACAAUGCACUUCUUCAUCUUUAUAGUGGUGCAGACGGUGUUAUUCAUUGGUUAUAUCAUGUAUAGGAGUCAACAAGAAGCAGCAGCCAAAAAGUUCUUUUGAUGACCUGUUCCUUUUGUGUGUACAUAACAGCAUCGUCUCUGCUUGGAACUUCCAUAAUUGCCUCGUCACUCACUGGAUCAAAGGAAAGCUCCCAAUUGCCCAGCUCAAAUUUUGUCCUGUCUGUUCUUGAAGUGAUAGCAACAAAUUUGGACUUUAAGAAUAUUUGUCAGUCAAUGUAGCCUCCUGUCAUGGCUGGCUACUAGAAGUUUCUUUCAACACUGAUAGUGUGUUUGAUUCUUAUCAAGUGAGAUUUCAGGACUAGGAGGAGAAGACACCUUGGAAUCCAGUUUGACAAUAUGGGGGAGACCAAGUCUAAUAAUUGUAUUUGAAGUGUGGAGGAUAAGUAGCAAAUAUUUGGCAGUGACAAGAGAAUCUCAUUGUACAGGUCAGGGUAUGUUAAAUACAUGGUCACACCUGACUCUUUCAAAAGUAAAAUUCACAGUAUUGUUUGUAAAUUACCUAUCUUCCUGUUUGAAGAAAAUUUGACAUUUAUCAAUGCAUCAAUUACUGUAACACCGAAGACUGUCUACUGUUUUUUUUUAAAUUCAAACAGCUGACAUUUUCAUAUGUUUGUUUCUGUCUAAUGUAAAUUGACACUUGGAGUUCAGAGAUAACCUUAUUUGAAUAAAGAUGCAUAUUUUUAGU